Molecule: messenger RNA, 387 nt
Organism: Rattus rattus (black rat)
Lineage: Eukaryota; Metazoa; Chordata; Mammalia; Rodentia; Muridae
Product: elongin-B-like
Exons: 1
Coding region: 1-306 (101 amino acids)
Biological process (GO): transcription elongation by RNA polymerase II
Cellular component (GO): elongin complex; VCB complex
Molecular function (GO): protein binding
Source: RefSeq, a predicted model, not a curated record
AUGGAAGUGUUCCUCAUGAUCCGGGGCCACAAGACCAUCAUCUUUAAGGACUCCGAGGAAUCGAGCACCGUGUUUGAAUUGAAGCGCAUCUUGGAGGGCAUCCUCAAGCGGCCGCCAGGGGAGCAGCGGCUGUACAAGGACAACCAGGUCCUCCAUGAUGGAAAAACUCUGGGCGAGUGCGGCUUCACCGAUCAGACAGCAAGGCAACAGGUCACAGCCACAGUGGACCUGGCCUUCCGAGCAGAUGACACCUUCGAAGCUCUGUGUAUUGAGACCUUCUCCAGCCUUCCGGAACUGGAGAUGUGAUGUGAUGAAGCCACAGAAUUCUGGAGGCAGUGCCAAUGAACAAGCUGUGCAGUGAGGGCCUUAGGCCUACCCCCUAGAAAC